Molecule: messenger RNA, 1969 nt
Organism: Triticum dicoccoides
Lineage: Eukaryota; Viridiplantae; Streptophyta; Magnoliopsida; Poales; Poaceae
Product: mitogen-activated protein kinase 4-like
Exons: 3
Coding region: 16-1491 (491 amino acids)
Biological process (GO): protein phosphorylation
Molecular function (GO): MAP kinase activity; ATP binding
Source: RefSeq, a predicted model, not a curated record
GUCCCGAGGCCGGCCAUGUGGGCAGGGCGGCGGGUAUAUAUAGGGCGGCCACAUGAGGCCUUCCUCAUCAUCUUCCUCAGCCUGCCGCGUGUUCCAUCGCUAGCUGCCCGCCCCUUCGCUGUACCUGAGCGGCACCCAUCCAUCGCCAUCUCCUCGUCACCACUCCCACAAGUCCAGUGGAGCUACGUGCGUGCGUACGUUCGUUCGUUCCUUCCUUCCUUCCCCGAAAUAAAAAAUAGACAGAGAGCCCUCCUGCUCGGUCGCCCUCUGCCCCUGCCUCCGUCUCCGCGUGCGCUCCCCACCCCCUUCCUCCCCCGCUCCCGGACGUGCUCUGCUUCUCCAGAUCCGCCGCCGACGCUGCUGCUGCCGCGUCCUGAGAAAAUGGCGAUGAUGGUGGAUCCCCCGAAUGGCAUGGGAAACCACGGGAAGCACUACUACACCAUGUGGCAGACCAUGUUCGAGAUCGACACCAAGUACGUGCCGAUCAAGCCCAUCGGGAGAGGAGCCUACGGGAUAGUUUGCUCCUCGAUCAACCAGGAGACCAACGAGAAGGUCGCCAUCAAGAAGAUAAACAACGUCUUUGACAACCGCGUGGAUGCGCUGAGGACGCUGCGCGAGCUGAAGCUCCUUCGGCACCUGCGCCAUGAGAAUGUCAUUGCCUUGAAGGAUAUAAUGAUGCCGAUACAUAGGAGGAGCUUCAAGGAUGUCUACUUGGUCUCCGAGCUCAUGGACACGGAUCUGCAUCAGAUAGUCAAGUCGUCUCAGCCGCUGUCCAAUGACCACUGCCAGUAUUUCCUUUUUCAGCUGCUCCGAGGACUGAAGUACCUUCAUUCAGCGGGGAUACUCCAUAGAGACCUGAAGCCUGGGAACCUUCUGGUCAAUGCGAACUGUGACCUGAAGAUCUGUGACUUUGGUCUGGCUCGCACAAAUAACACUAAAGGUCAGUUUAUGACCGAAUACGUUGUCACCCGCUGGUACAGAGCUCCCGAGCUGCUCCUCUGCUGCGACAACUAUGGCACCUCCAUAGAUGUCUGGUCUGUUGGCUGCAUCUUUGCUGAGCUACUUGGCCGCAAGCCGAUCUUUCCAGGAACCGAGUGCCUUAAUCAGCUUAAGCUUAUAGUCAAUGUUCUUGGCACCAUGAGCGAGACUGACCUUGCGUUCAUUGACAACCCAAAAGCUCGCAACUACAUUAAAUCCCUUCCAUACACCCCGGGGAUGCCCCUCAGUAUCAUGUACCCGCACGCCCAUCCUCUUGCCAUUGAUCUGUUGCAGAAGAUGCUUGUCUUUGACCCUUCCAAGAGGAUCAGUGUCACCCAGGCUCUGGAGCACCCCUACAUGUCCCCGCUGUAUGAUCCUAGCGCAAACCCUCCUGCUCAGGUGCCCAUCGAUCUCGACAUAGAUGAAAACAUUGGCACAGAUAUGAUCCGAGAAAUGUUGUGGCAGGAGAUGCUCCAGUAUCACCCUGAGGCCGCCAGGAUGGUGAAUAUGUGACAAGCAGGAAUGAACAUGUGAGAGCAGUGUGCCACACCAGGGUCUUCACAUGUUCGUUCUUCAUAUAAAGCUUUAAUGCAAUUAUCGCAAUGCCGUCGAGUGACCUGUUUAUGUAAAUAUGUGCACAAUAAACGGCGUAUGGAUUUCUCUAGCUGUGGAUCAGUACUUGCUAGUAUAUAUAGACUACUGUGUUGUAGAAACGGAAUUCGGUUAUCAAGAAUCUGGUUAUGAAGAAGCUUGUGUAAGUUGUAAUCUUCUCUCUUUUUUCCCCUGAUUGUAAGUUUGUAAUCUUAGACACUGCUCUAUGUAUAUGGACUACUGUGUUGUAGAAGCGGAAUUCGGUUUAUUAAGAAUUGGGUUAUGAAGAAGCUUGUGUAAGUUGUAAUAUUCCCUUUUCCCCAUGAUUGUAAGUUGUAAAUUUUAGAAGCUGCUCUAUGUAAGGAGGUCUAAACUUUCAAGUGACCUUGUUUUGCUUCUA